UCUAUCCAGAUUUAUCUAUCCUCAAAUGUACAUCAGCCAAGGACUCACAUUUGCUCGAGCUUUACCCAAUCAAGGAGAUUGUUGGUUACUCUGGGAAAAGUGGAGUGCCCAGGAAGCUAAGUAUCUGAAUUUUCACAAGCAUUGUUCAGACACAGCAAUGGAAGAGAAAACAGAUCUUAGUUUGGAGGAAGAAUUUGAAACCCCAGAGGCUAUACAUACAGGACCUAAAGGGGUGAUAAAUGACUGGCGGAAGUUUAAAUUGGAAGGUAAAGAUAGAGAUGCCCUUCCACUAAGCAAGAAAGAGAUCCUCAUCAGACAAAUGUCUUCGCCUCAUCGGGCUCACAGUAAAGAUGAUAAAGACACCAGAGAGCGAUUCAGUCGCAAGAUGAGUAUGCAGGAGUAUGAGAUCAUUAAUGAUGAUAAAGAAGAUGAAAGUUGCCUACGGAAAUACCGCAAGCGAUGUAUGCAGGACAUGCACCAGCGGCUGAGUUUUGGGCCCAAAUAUGGUUUCCUUUCUGAGCUGCAGAAUGGGGAACAAUUUCUGGAAGCUGUUGAGAAAGAGCGGAAAACCACAACCGUCAUUGUCCACAUAUAUGAAGAUGAUGUCAAGGGCUGUGAACCACUCAACAAUAGUUUGACAUGCCUUGCUGCUGAAUACUCCACUGUGAAAUUUUGCAAGAUUAAAGCUUCCAACACAGGAGCUGGAGAUCGUUUCUCCACUGAUGUUCUCCCAACACUUCUUGUAUACAGAGCUGGGGAGCUCGUAAGCAAUUUCAUUAGUGUAACUGAGCAGUUUAAUGAAGAGUUUUUUGCUGUAGAUGUAGAAACGUUUCUGAAUGAGUAUGGGCUACUGCCUGAGAAGGAGAUCCCAGCACUUGGGAAUGGUAACACAGGAGAACAAGAAGUUGAAUAGAUGACAAGGUAUCAGGUCCUUGCUCAGUACCUAUUGCAAUUGGAUUGCACCUGGACCCAUUUACAGUAGUUAAAUCUGCAAGUACUUAUGCUAUGUAUGUAAACAGAGGUGUAGUGGCUGCUGGAGGGAGUGAGAUUUCCCCUGUAUGCAAGCAGUAUACACAAUUAAUUUAAUUGAAAAAAUGAAUGACAAUGCAUUCUUUCAGGGGUCCAGAUGUAAGUCUGAUAGAGAUAAAUAGGAUUUCCCUCCAGGCAAAUGUCAAUAAGAUUGCAUCCAUAACGAGCAGCUUCUAAAUAUACCUGUUCAUAUCACACCAAAGGUAAUAGGAAUGUACAAAUACUGUGACUAUAAAAUUAGUGAAGGAUGUUCUGACCACAUUGAUGUACAUUGUCAAAUGUGCAGAUCCACAAAUCAUGGUCUGGUACACCAAAUUUAUCUUUUUGACUUCGCAUUUAUUUUAAUUUCUAGAAAAUGCUUUAAAAAGAAAAGAAGGAGAGUAAAGGCUCCAUAGGUAGUGGGCUCAAAAUAAAAAAAAACAUAGAAUUAAAUUGUAAGGGGGCAUGGUAGGAUACUUCAGAGUGCCACAUACAUUUAGCUGGUCCUUAUGUAGUUGUCUUCAGGAGGCACAAUAAGAAGCUGGCCAAAUCCAUUGGGGGUAGAAACUGGAGUGUAUCUAGCCCUACAGAGGCACCUAGGGAAUCAUUGCAGACCCUCUGUAAUGACCAGAAAAAUUGGUGAUAGUAAUCAAAAAGACUUAGAAAAGAACCGAGGAACCUGUGGUUUUCCAGAUGGAAGAUUAUUCUUUAUUGUCCAUGCUUCACAAAGCUGAUUGGAACUGGAGGCCAGGAAUGCCUACAAGUUCAAAGGUUCUCCAACUCUAACUUCAAAGACGCAAUUAAAUGAAGAUUUGUACACCUGGGGAUAAAGGGACCUUCAAGGUAAUUGGCUGGAAUUAAGGACAAAAAGGAGGUUGCCUCAUGAGAACUACAUAUUGAGGAGAGCUCUAUAGCCAAGUAGACACUCAGGGUUCAAGGACAAUUAUUAUAUAGAUGAGACUGUUCUGUACUACAUGAAACAAGUAGAUGAUGGUAAAAAUCAGGAUUAAAGAGGAGUCCGGUUGAGUAAUCUUCAAUCCAGUUGAGAAUUCAACUGGCCUGAAGAGUUUAAAAGAACUGAAAAGCUACAUAUGAACUGAGUUAUGGGUUUUCUGGAAACGAGUAGACAUUUUGGCCUCAUUUUGUCUAUAAAGUUCUCAAAACAACAUACCAUUGGAGCACUAUAACAUUGGUUUUUAAAAAUUAUCAAAUAGGAUAUGUUGAAUAGGAAAUAAUUGCUUGGUGGAACACUUGUUUGGAUAUAUUACAUUACUGAAAUCUAAUUGGGUAACAGAUAUUUGAAAAGCCAUAUAAAAAGUGUAGGACAGGUUUUAAAGCUCACGUCCAACAUUUAAUAAUUGUGAAUAUAGAGAAAACAGAUUAUUCUUGUAAGAGAUAUAAAGAAUGUACAGAUACAGUUAAGAAUCAUUUCUGUAUUUGAUAUUAUUAUAUAGUGUUGCAUGUUACAUUAAUACUGGUAUUUGCUAAAAAUACAUUAAGAAAUGUUUAAAAUCUGUGCUGAUAUCAUUAAUAAA
Messenger RNA from Anolis sagrei ordinatus, 2543 nucleotides. It is a transcript of the gene PDC, whose product is annotated as phosducin. NCBI's taxonomy places the organism in Eukaryota, Metazoa, Chordata, Lepidosauria, Squamata, Anolidae. Gene Ontology annotation, biological process: regulation of G protein-coupled receptor signaling pathway. The record is from RefSeq and is a predicted model, not a curated record. Gene Ontology annotation, cellular component: photoreceptor outer segment.